Molecule: messenger RNA, 3154 nt
Organism: Schistosoma margrebowiei
Lineage: Eukaryota; Metazoa; Platyhelminthes; Trematoda; Strigeidida; Schistosomatidae
Source: the annotation of a GenBank genome assembly
UAUAUAUAUAUAUAUAUAUAUAGAACUGUUCUUCAGACAGUUUCUUCAGUUUAUCACUUAUCUUAGUCUUGUAGUUGGAUGCUUCGAUAAAAUUAACAGGUAGUUUGAUUUUGUCUAAUAUAAAAUUUUGGAAUGAUGAACAUCUGUGAGCAAGGACAUUCAAGGUACCUCGCAGUAAACAUAUUACUUUAAAAUCCCUAAGUUAAGAGCCAAUAAUCUACACCUUUACUUAUACAAUCAGUGAUUACGGUGAGUCAAUGAUUAUCUAAUGUUACCAGUAGUACUUUUUGACUGAACUCCACUAGGCAUAAAUUCCCACUGGUAAUUAAAAAUAUUAAUCUCGAUGUUAACUAUCAGUAAGUUCAUAGAUAUUCUUUCAUUUGACCGUUUGUUUAGAUCUUUUUCUACCUAAUUUUAUGAUAGUCAUUCUGUGAAUAUUCUUUCAUGAUAAGAAACUGUUUAUCUAUUGAGUAGUCGUUUAAAAAAUAAUCGGUUAAUUUUUAAUACAUGUGCUCACAAGGGACUAUCUUCGUGUCAGGUAUAGACAGGUAUCUACUUCAAACAAUGGAAGAAAGCCGCACAAUUUCGUAGAUUGGUUGUAGUUAGAUAUUAAAAUUAUUAGAUACCGGCUGGCUCAAUAUUCUACAGGUCAAGUGUUCACAUGCACGACAGACGUUCACGGAUGGAUGCACACUGUUGAGGAGUCCCAUACAAAAAAACCUUUUGUACAUUGUAAUUCACAUGUUUAUGGAAUUCUAGGCAAAUCAAUUAUUCUUACCUGCAAUGUUGUCAGUUUUCUGGAAAUAAAUUUUACCUAUCCAAUAUGGUUACAUAAUGGUGAAUAUAUUACAAUAGAAGAUUCAUAUAGUAAUAAUAACAAUAUAUUGACAAUCAACUCAACCAUUGAAAAUUCCCAAUUCCCAAUGAUACUUACUCAGAAUUUUAUGUCUAAAUAUAAAAUUAUUCACAGAAAGUAUUCAUUUGGAUGGCUUAUUACUUUACGGAUAAAUAAUUUAGAUCUAAAUGAUGAAGGAGUUUAUCAGUGUACAUUUUCAAAUUUAAUGGGAUCAAGUUCAUAUGAGAUAAAUUUAUACUUAAACCAUAGAUUGACCAGAAAUGAAUUUAUCAUUAUGAUUGUCAGUUGUGUCAUUUCAUUACUGACUAUUCUUACAUUCAUUAUUGGUUUAUUAUAUAUUCAAAGAAAAUGUAAAUAUAUUGAAUGGUUUAAUCAUCAUUGUUUAUGUAAAAAAUGUAAAUUGACAUUGAAAAGAACAACCUACAAUAGAAAUGAAAGAAGUAGAUACAAUAAUAAAACAGUUGGAUACUUUACGGCAGUGGAUUUGUCAGAAGUUAUACAAAAUUCACUUAUUGAUGAUGAUCAUCCUAAUGUAAUUAAUAAUAAAGAAAUCAAUCAAUCGCUCAAUCAACCUUAUUCGAAUGAUCGCGUAGUUCCUAUGAAUCUACUUGAUGACUACGUAACAGGUAAUCCUAUUUUACAUGGACAACAAUCAACUUUACAUGAGAAAUUUUGUUGUGAAUAUACAAAUAAUACUUGUCAAAAUCAGUUGAACAAUGUCAAUAUUCUAUCUGAAUCAAAUUGUUCCACAUGUUCAAAUACAAAGCCUUUAAUUCUAACUAAUAAGAACAAUAAUGAUCAUGAUAGUUAUGUAUAUCAUUGUUGUGAAUUAAAACAAGAUCCUCUUCAAUCUAUAACCAAUUCAAUAUAUGAUAAUAACAAUCCUAAUUAUACAAUAAAAUGUCUUCAUAAUAAAUUUGAUUAUGAAUCUGUUCUUCAAAAUGAUGUUAAUAAUAAUAAUAAUAAUAAUAAUGAUUAUAAAUCAUUAAAUUUAAAUCAAACUCCUUUAUUGAAUUCAAUUUAUACAAAUGAGAUUUGUUUAAAUGAAUUAAUGUCCAAUUCAAUGAUCAAUAAUCCAUAUUUAUCUUAUUUUAAAUGUCAUACAAAAACAAAUCCAAUUCAAAGAUCACAUAAUACAUUACCUCAUCAUUCGUAAUGUGUACCUCGGUCUUCCUCUUCUCCAUUGGCCUUGAAAAUUUCAAGUGAAGGCUUGCUUUGUGACACAUUCGGGUGCUUUCCUCGAUGUGUGCCCUAUGCAGUUCCAGCGUUUCUUCUGGAUUUCUUCCUCCGCUGAAAUCUUGUUUGUUCUCUCACACAGUAAGUUGUUGCUGAUGGUGUCUUGCAAACGAGUCCGAACUAUUUUGCGUAGAAAACUGAUAAUCAACAGUUGUAUCUUCUGGAUGAUGGCUUACGUAGUACUCUAGUUUUCCGCCUCAUACAGUAGAACUGUUUUGACAUUUGUAUUGAACAUUUUGACAUUGGUGCUGGUUGACAGUUGUUUUUACUUCCAGAUAUUCUUCAUUCAUGAAUAUGUCUGCAUCAAAUCCAUCGUGUUCAUCAAUGAUGCUGACCAGAUUUGUGGAAGCAUUUACAUCCUUCAAAGUUUUUCCGUCGAGUGUGAUAUCAUAAGGGCAUUCUGAAAAUUUGAUUUGAUAUCAGGAUUUGAUUCUUUUGAAAUAUUUUCUUCCAAUUUAUUAGGAAUUUCCUUGGUGAGUAAUGGAUCAUUAGAAAAAUCAGCGUCUGUCAAAACUGCAUAAGGAUUUUGCUCAUGUUUGGAUUCAUUCGACAUACUUUCCUGAAAUCUCUAGGAAAUGUGUGAACCAUUACGACGAACUGAAACUGGUGCUAUAACAUGAGAAAAACGACAAGAAGUUGAUUGGUUAGAAACUUUUGUCUCACAAUCAUUCAGAAAGCCAUUUAAGUCUGGAUUGCUAUAUGACUGUAUACUGCUUUACGAAAUCAUGUAAAAAGAUAAUGUAGUGUCGGUUAUUAUGUUAAGCCCAUAUACCUUAUUCUAGCUUUUGAACAGCUCAUUCUAUUCAUCCUACUUGCGUCACAUUUUGACCAUGUUGAUUAUCCGCUUAUCAAUCUUGACUGUUUUUAUAUGAGCGCAUAGGUGUGUUUACAUUUCUUAUCGCAAUACUCAUCACAUGUCUGUAACUUACUUUUGUACAAGCAUAAAUACUGAUUAACGCUUGGUUAAAUGGGAGUUGGGUUACAAGCCAUCUCCACUCUGAGUAGUUUCUAUUCUCUCUAUUCCAUUCGCUUAAUAUACGAAAUAUAUGUAUUCACAUGUCC